AUGUCGGCCAUCAAGACCGUCUCUGUUAUUGGUGCCUCUGGCAACAUCGGUGCCCCCACCGUGCAAGCCCUCCUGGAAUCCGGCUUCCAAGUCACGGCACUAACCCGCGAGUGUUCCACCUCAACCUUUCCUCCCGGUGUCAAUGUCAAAAGCGUUGUGUUUGCAUCUCUUGACUCCCGUCUGAUCGUCGAUGCCUGCGUCGCCGUUGGCGUGAAGCGCUUCAUCCCCUCGGAGUUUGGGGUCGCUGACUACAAGUCCGGCCUGCCAUACCCGGAAAUGGCCGGCGCCAUCCAGGGCAAGCUUGACCUGUUGGAUUACCUCCAGAGUAAAUCAGAUGCAAACCCAGCAUUCACUUGGACGCGGAUCUGCACUGGGCUCUUCCUUGAAUGGGCUCUCACGGUAGGACAUCUCCGCUUCGAUAAAGCGGCCCACGCCGCCGGCAUCUUUGACUCCGGAGACGAACCUUUUCACGUCUCCAGCUACCCUUUCAUCGGGAAAGCCAUGGCCGCGGUCCUCAGCCGGCCCAAGGAAACAGCCAAUCGAUACCUUGUCAUUGCAUCCUUCACCGCCUCACAGAAUAAACUGUUACACGUCAUCGAAGAGCUUUACGGCCAGUCUUGGACGGUCGAACAUCUCAGCGGCACGGAAAUAAGGAAAGCUGCCGAGAAAGAGACCAGAGAGAAGGGCCGGGAUGCAGGCAUUCGGCCGUAUCAGGAUCUGCUGGCCUGUUUCCUGUAUGCUGAUGGGAUGGGUGCUCAUGCGAAGCCGCAGUACACUGACAAUAAGCUCUUGGGAUUUGAGGAGGACGUGGAGGACCCAAAGGAAACGCUGCGUGAGUGGCUUGCUGGGAGGAUCUAA
Aspergillus pseudotamarii is the source of this 858-nucleotide messenger RNA. Its product is annotated as aromatic alcohol reductase. The transcript has 4 exons. Bases 1 to 858 code for a protein of 285 amino acids. Gene Ontology annotation, molecular function: oxidoreductase activity. The record is from RefSeq and is a predicted model, not a curated record. NCBI's taxonomy places the organism in Eukaryota, Fungi, Ascomycota, Eurotiomycetes, Eurotiales, Aspergillaceae.